Messenger RNA from Zea mays, 1080 nucleotides. RefSeq lists its product as uncharacterized. NCBI's taxonomy places the organism in Eukaryota, Viridiplantae, Streptophyta, Magnoliopsida, Poales, Poaceae. The record is from RefSeq and is a predicted model, not a curated record. The transcript is spliced from 5 exons. The coding region runs from base 163 to 960 and encodes 265 amino acids.
CCCCACCACUUCUCCUUCAUCCGCGAGGGGCACAACUAAGAGAGGGCGGCCAGUGCUCUCCAUCCGUCUAGGGGGCUCCAUCCGCGCUGGAGUCGAUCGUACAGCCGGCGGCCUCCAUCCGCGUCGGCAGCCUCCAUCCGCAGCAGACAGUGCUAACUGGUAAUGGCACGGGGUGGGAAACAACGCAUUACUCGUAGCCAUGAUGAGUACUUGUCUGAGGACCAUAUUGGAGAGAAAAGUCCCCAAAAAAAUGUUGCAUCAUCUGAACAAAACAUAAGUAAUAAAGAAGACCAUUUAGAUAGCAGAAGCGAUAAUGAGUCCCAAGACAUAACUAUGUCAAAUAACAUAAAUGGAGAGGACCAACUUGAUGGCGCUGAUGAGGUUAAAGAGGUUAAAAGGCGUGGGAAGACAAAACUUAUUAAUGUUUGGAACAUUCCAAGAGGCCAUAGGGUUGUAGUUAAUUGUAAUGAGCUGAAUCAGCCUAUCGGAGAAGAGGCAGGAGUCCUUGCAAAAUUCCUUGGCAUGGUUGCUAAGAAUGGCUCCUUGUGUAGCUUAAGCUUCAAGGAUUGGAGACUACUUAUAGGAAAGAAAGAUAGGAACCAUAAACAAAUCAAUAAGGAGGCCAUUCUUAAUCAAGUAAAGAAGAGAUUUCUUUACCCUGCCCGCAUGGAAACAUGGGUGCUGCGACCAAUUGGAGAGAGAUGGAGGCAACACAAGUCCAAUUUGAAAUCCAUUUAUUUUGACCCACAUAAGAGUCAGGAUGCUAAUAAUAGUAAUGCUCCUGAUGGUGUAUUAGCUGAUCAGUGGGUUGCGCUUGUCAAUAAUUGGAUGACCCCUAAAGCACAGGAUUUAAGUGAGGCCAAUAGGAUAAAUUGUACAAGAAGAAAGUCAAUGCAUACAUCUGGAACAAAAAGCUUUGCUCGGAGUAGAGAAGAAUUGGUAUUAUGUUUGCAAUUAUAAUUCGCAGCAUGUUCUUUACAAAUGUCAAAAAUCCAUGUUAAUUUGCCAAUAGAACCAGAGCAUACGUUGGUAAGUCAUAUAAAUAAGUGUUGGUAAACUGCAACAGAUUUUUAUAAGAUA